AUGCAGCAGGGUUGGUUAUCUAAUUGGCUAGUCAAACAUGAGGUGGUUCAUAGAUCUUUGGGCUUUGAACACCAAGGAAUAGAGACUUUACAAAUAAAAGCAGGGAAUUGGGAUUUCAUUGCUGUCAUUUUAUAUGUAUAUGAUAAUUCAGAAGAAGUCUGCAUAAAAGUCUUUGCCCAAAAGGAUAAUCCUAGAAUUCCGUCUAUCUUCUGGAUUUGGAGAAGUGCCGAUUUUCAAGAACGCGAAUCUUAUGAUAUGGUGGGAAUCUCUUAUGAUAAUCAUCCGCGCCUUAAACAUAUCCUAAUGCCUGGAAGUUGGAUAGGCUGGCCCUUACGUAAGGAUUAUAUAACCCCCAAUUUUUAUGAAAUACAAGAUGCUCAUUGA
Molecule: messenger RNA, 384 nt
Organism: Triticum turgidum subsp. durum (durum wheat)
Lineage: Eukaryota; Viridiplantae; Streptophyta; Magnoliopsida; Poales; Poaceae
Source: the annotation of a GenBank genome assembly